This is a messenger RNA of Hippocampus comes (tiger tail seahorse), 2338 nucleotides long. It is a transcript of the gene cers1, whose product is annotated as ceramide synthase 1. The record is from RefSeq and is a predicted model, not a curated record. Gene Ontology annotation, biological process: ceramide biosynthetic process. Lineage: Eukaryota; Metazoa; Chordata; Actinopteri; Syngnathiformes; Syngnathidae. Gene Ontology annotation, cellular component: membrane. The coding region runs from base 924 to 2024 and encodes 366 amino acids. The transcript has 8 exons. Gene Ontology annotation, molecular function: sphingosine N-acyltransferase activity.
AGUGUGUUUCGACAGCGCGUGUAGAUAGCGGUCUACGUCACGAGCCUCUGCCUCCCCCCUAGGUUUUUAAUUCCCUCUUUCUUUGGCAUAAACGUGGCUCUCCUCCUCCUAAGCGUCGCACAUCAGCCGUGGACGCAUUUCACAUUUAAAAUCGACCAUCGACGGUUCAGCUGGGGUUUCCUCUCCUCCUCCCCCCACGUGUUUGUCGCUCGUGUUCCGUUAUUUGUCUUUUACAUUGACAAGAGCCGUUAUAUAAGCGGAGUAACGGUCCAGGGAUGACACCCGGCGUAGUUGCGUCCUAACGGCACAAUAGUCGCGUGCUGUCUGGAGGCCACAACGCUGCACUUUAUGGACCCUAUUUGUACUGUAAUGUAAUCGGCGUUCGGGAGCCUUUGUCAUAGCGAUUUAGCCGGCUUAAAGGAGCCACUGCCAAUGCCCGUCUUUUUUUUUCCUGUGGAAUGAUUUGAAGUUAGCACGACAGCUAAACAGCAACACGCCGCGCUUCUGCCGGUGAAUUGUCCGCGUGCGCAGCGGAAUGACGAUGAGGAUGAUGGUGAGAGGAAACCUGCACGCCGUGCUCCAUGGCUCCCGUUAAUUGCCUUUUACAUUAUCACAUUUUUGUUAUGAUUAUCGCUGCGGUGUGUGCGGAGACCCGUUAAGAAAUCAUCCCUGGCCGAAGAAUGAACGGGCCCAUACCGUAAAAAUAUGGACAACAAAGAAUAAGGCGACCCGACCAAGACAGCGGGGUGUCAGAUCAAGCUUUUCUUUUUUAUUUUAAGUCAGCUAGCAAGCUUGUUAGCGGAUUAGCCACGCGGCCCGGACAGUAGAGAGAUCUCUUCGUCCCUCAUUUGGACCAUUUCCCCCCUUUCCCAGCGCUUUUUUUUCCCUCCCGUUUUUUUUUUCCGUUACCGAAGCGACGCGCAAUGAUGGGCGCUCAGACCGAGGAUGUGGAGCCCAUGCCGGGAUACUUGGAGCUCAUCAGCCGAGCCUCCAGCGUCAUGCUGAAAGCGUGGAGAGAUUGUAGCCAGUGCGGGCUGGAGCUCACAACACGGACUCUCCUGGAUCACGCAUACAUCACCUGGACCGAGAUCGCCCUGUUCUUCUUUUGCGCCUUUUUGUGGACACAGAUCAGACGGGGGCUGACAGAAAGUCUGUUCAAGCCUCUGGCACAGUGGUGCAGGUUGCUGCCCAAAGAUGCCGCCAAGAUGCCCGAGAGCGCGUGGAAGCUGGUCUUCUACACCAUGUCGUGGUGCUACAGCACCUACCUGCUCUUCUUCACCUCCUACCCUUUUUUCCACAACCCACCCUCUGUCUUCUACAACUGGAAGAGUGGAAUGCCAGUGCCUAUAGACAUCGCCAUCGCCUACCUGAUCCAGGGCAGCUUUUACGGUCACUCCAUCUAUGCCACCGUCUACAUGGACGCCUGGAGGAAGGACUCUGCUGUCAUGGUGGUGCAUCACAUCAUCACUCUGGCACUUAUCUGUUUCUCCUAUGCCUUUAGAUACCACAACGUGGGAAUUCUGGUGUUGUUCCUCCAUGAUAUCAAUGACAUUCAACUGGAAUUCACCAAGCUCAACGUCUACCUGAAGUCCAGAGGAGGAGGCUACUUCCUGCUUAAUGACGUGCUCGCCAACAUGGGCUCGGUCAGCUUCAGCAUCACCUGGUUCUGGUUCCGUCUGUACUGGUUUCCCCUAAAAGUACUGUAUGCCACCUGCGUGUCUGUCCCCAACAUUCCAUUCUACUUCUUCUUCAACACUCUGCUCCUCGCACUGUUGCUCAUGAACAUCUACUGGUUCUUGUUCAUCGUCAUCUUCGUAGUAAAAGUGUUGAAGAUGAAGGAGGUGAAUGACGUCAGGGAGUACGAGGAGGAGGAGGGCGCCAAGGCAGCAGCGGGCCUGCUCCGAAACCCUCAGGCGGCGGCCAUAAAUCACGGCGAUGAUCACCCCGAUGAUGAUGCUGGACAUCACAACGCUGACCAGGGGAAGCACGUGCAGAACGGAAUCGCCAAGGAGAAGCAUCUAUGAACGGAUCUGCGGCGCCCCCACCAGGCAGGAGGCCACGAGAGGAGCGGAACCCCCCCACCCCCAACACACACACACACACACUAACAUUUUAGUCUUCUCAAGCACUGUGAAUGUUAUCUCGUUGAAGCAGUGAGAAACAGACCGUUGGAGUACGAGGCGUCACAUGUUUUCUUUUUCCUCCCCCUUUUCCCAACCAUCCAAUCUCUCGCUUGUUGAUUUGAUUCUCAUCGCACGGGUCCGCCGUGGCCUCCUGCCUCCAUUAGCGACAUUAAUGUGUGUGAGUGUGAGUGGUGAAUGGAUACCGAGCGAGUGGG